Cygnus atratus (black swan) is the source of this 2294-nucleotide messenger RNA. RefSeq names its product Fas apoptotic inhibitory molecule (gene FAIM). The record is from RefSeq and is a predicted model, not a curated record. Gene Ontology annotation, biological process: canonical NF-kappaB signal transduction; negative regulation of extrinsic apoptotic signaling pathway via death domain receptors; positive regulation of neurogenesis. Bases 93 to 632 code for a protein of 179 amino acids. Lineage: Eukaryota; Metazoa; Chordata; Aves; Anseriformes; Anatidae. The transcript is spliced from 5 exons.
AGGGCAGGGAGGCGGGCGGCCGCCAUUUUGAGGCGCGGGGCGGAGCAGGGAGCAGAGCCCCGCAGAGGUCUCGGUACAGCCACUUGGAGAAGAUGACAGACCUGGUGGCUGUUUGGGAAGUAGCUUUAAGCGAUGGUAUCCAUAAGAUUGAAUUCGAACACGGGACCACUUCAGGAAAACGUGUCGUCUAUGUUGAUGGCAAGGAGGAAAUACGAAAAGAGUGGAUGUUUAAAUUAGUGGGUAAAGAAACGUUUACUGUCGGAGUAGCCAAAACCAAAGCUACUAUUAACAUUGAUGCAGUCAGUGGUUUUGCAUAUGAAUAUACUUUGGAGAUCAAUGGAAAAAGCCUCAAGAAAUAUAUGGAGAACAGGUCAAAAACAACAAAUACUUGGGUACUGAGCUUGGGUGGUACAGACUAUAGAAUUGUUCUAGAAAAGGACACUAUGGACGUGUGGUGCAACGGUAAAAAAAUGGAAACAGCGGGUGAAUUUGUAGAAGAUGGGACUGAAACUCACUUCAGUGUUGGUGACCACAGCUGUUACAUUAAGGCUGUCAGUAGUGGAAAACGAAAGGAAGGAAUUAUUCAUACUCUUAUUGUGGAUGACAGAGAAAUCCCAGAGGCUUUGGAGUAGCCUCUACUUAACCGAUGGCUGUAGGACUAAGAUCAGGAGUUUCCGAUUACUGUGGUAAUUAUUUGAAUAAGAGGCAUUUGGAUAAUGCCCUCACUAAUAUGCUUUACCUUUUGAUUAGCCCUGAAGUGGUCAGGCAGUUGGACUCGCUGAUCGUUGUAGGUCCCUUCCAACUGAACUGUUCUGUGUGUAGUACUUGGCACACCUAGUUUGUGCUGGGUUUAGUUUCUAGGUUCUGUACAUGAAAUCAGUCUUUUUGAGGACCAGAUGAACACAACUGUAUACAAGCUCUUACAUUACCAGUUUUUUAAAAAAAGCUAUCUAGAGAAAAUACGCGACACUAAGUGCAGAGAGGACAGGUGAACUUAUGCAGAAAUUACAUACUAGGAAAAAAGCCUUGCUAUAAUAAAAAGCAAGCUUAAUAUUCAGUAAGAUGCAAUCCUUUAAACGCGUGUAUUUGGAGGGAGAAGGCACAUACUGAGCAUUAGAAUAAGCUGUUAAAGUUCUCUCAGUAAUUACUCUUUUUCCUAUUAAACUGACUUCCAGUGUUUUUUCAGAUGCUGUUAGGAAAAUAGUUACAUAAAUUAAUAAAAAGGUUAUUAAAGGUUGGUACCAGUUCUUGCAUAACUGUAUUCAAGUUGUAUUGUGCUAUGAAAACCGUUGUUUAUCCAGAGUAGGAGGAAAGAUGAUAUAUUAUGCAAAAAAGAAAAAUCCCUAGGAUUUUUUGAAAACUGAUGCUUGUUAGAAAUUUUUGUAGUAGUUCAGAAGCUCUGUGCUGGGCUUCUCCAAAAAAACCCACCACCACCACAAAAAAAAAAAAGCCAACAGCAAGUUUUCUCCCAUGAAACUUCUUUUAAAACUGAAACCUCCUGAAGGAAGCUGGAAUAAGAGUCUAUUCCAUGCUGUCUAAUCUUAAAUCUACAGCUGUCUAUUUUUCUGGCAGUAAUGUGUGAAUAAGGAAACAUAAGGAACAUUUCUCCACUGGCAGCAGCCUUAAGAGUUCAGGAUUAGGCUUUUAGAACUUUGUUUGGGGCUUUUGACCUGUUCCUAGCAUUGGGAAUAUUACCUUGGGAGUUCCAGGCACAAUAUAAACAUGAUGGGAAUUCAUUAACAAAGCCUUUGAAAAAAGUUAUUAAACACUGAUUACAUUUGUGUUUUAGGGUUCAGCCUGCUCUCUGUUAGCACAGUGCUUCACAGGCAGAUGAAACACUGUUUGUAUGAUAAUCUCACUGAAUUUUUAAUAGUUUUAUGCAAGCCCUUCUCCCUGGCUAAUUACAGUUUUUAACCGCAGGUAACUCCUCAGCCUAAAAGCAGACCUGACACUGACAGCUGAGCUCUUAUUUAUGUAUUGCACCACUGUUACAACCUGUUAAAAUGUUCAAUUGCGGCUGUAAAGGGUGGUUUUAAAUGCUUUGGAUUGUACAAAUCUGCUAGUAGCUUUUACUUUUGGAUGAUGGAUUUGUUUUAAACCCUCCUGAUAUCAGACAUAAUUUCAGGCUUUACUGCAGAAGGUUUUAGAGUACCUGAGAGCUGGACAGUGUCCCUUUUUAAAUUGAAAUGAGUCUCAUAGUUCUUAGGUUUUACCACUUACUGUCUUGAGGUCACUGCAGCAGCAGUAUGGACAUCUCUAGCUACAAUGUUGAUGCUGUAAUCUCUAAAAGAUAU